AUGGCUCCAAAGAACCAAGCGGCCUGGAUCCCUGCCAAAAAGGUCCGGCCGUUCAAGGUUGGCGACGCGCCCUAUACGGCCCCCGGCCCGGGCCAGGUGGUGGUCAAGAACACCGCCGUGGCCAUUAACCCUUUCGACUGGGUGUUGCAGUUCAUCGGGCCGGCAAUCGCGGGCUAUAUCAAGUACCCCUUCAUCUUUGGCACAGACGUCGCCGGCGAAGUGGUCGAGGUCGGCCCCGAUGUGCAGCGUUUCCGCGUGGGCGAUCGAGUCUUCGGAAGCGCCACGGCCGUGGCCAAGGAGGUCAACCGCCCGGCCGAGGGAGCGUUCCAGCUCUACACGGUGAUGCGACAGCAUAUGCUGGCGCCCACUCCCUCCCACAUCACCGACGAAGAGGCCUGUGUCUUGGGGCUGGGCCUCGGGACUGCGGCGUGGGGCCUCUUCCACCCGGACUAUCUAGGCCUCGACAUGCCUCAGAUCCCGCCGCCCACGGAUGUCGUGGGGAAAUCAGGCCUACCACGCACCGUCAUCAUCACCGGCGGCGCGUCAAGCGUGGGGAGCAACGCUGUGCAGCUGGCUGUGUCCGCCGGCUACCAAGUCCUGUCGACCUCGUCUCCCAAGAACUUUGACUAUGUCAAGGGCCUCGGUGCCACCCAUGUCUUCGACUACAGGAGCAGAACAUUGGUCAAGGACCUCCUCGUCGCCCUCCGGGGCCGCGAGUUGGUCGGUGCCUACACUAUUGGCGGCGGUGCCGUCGAGGCAUGCACCGCCGUGAUGAGGCAUCAUGAUGUCCACCUCACCCGGAAAUUCAUCGCCGCGGCCGGUGCCAUAAUCCCUGCCGAAAAGCUCGCCACCUUUGUUGGCAAGGGCACAUACUUGAUAGGCAUGAUGGGCGGCAUGAUCAAGUCGAAGGGGAGGCGCCUUCGGACCGGGGUCGAAGCUAAAUUCAUCCUCGUCGAUGGCCUAGUCGACCCCAAGAGCGUCGUGUCUCGCAUCUACAAGGAGUUCCUGCCGCAGGCGCUUGAGCAGCACCAGUUUGUGCCAGCACCUCCCCCGCACGUGGUGGGGAAGGGGCUGAACAAGAUCCAAGAGGCUCUGGAUCUCCAGAGGAGAGGUGUCUCGGGAAAGAAGCUUGUCGUAACGCUGUAG
Molecule: messenger RNA, 1146 nt
Organism: Aspergillus pseudoviridinutans
Lineage: Eukaryota; Fungi; Ascomycota; Eurotiomycetes; Eurotiales; Aspergillaceae
Product: zinc-binding alcohol dehydrogenase family protein
Exons: 1
Coding region: 1-1146 (381 amino acids)
Molecular function (GO): oxidoreductase activity, acting on NAD(P)H
Source: RefSeq, a predicted model, not a curated record